AUGACACCAUGUCCGAUUCUUCCCGAAGAGCAGAUUCAGACACCACGUCCGAUUUUUCCCCAAGAGCAGAUUCAGACACCAUGUCCGAUUUUUCCCGAAGAGCAGAUUCAGACACCACGUCCGAUUUUUCCUGAAGAGCAGACACCAUGUCCAAUUCUUCCCAAAGAGCAGACACAUGUUCUAUUACUCAAGUCUAAGCGUCUGUUACGAGUUUUGCACCACAUUGCAAUUUUACGUCUGACCGCCAAGGUACUGGGCAGUGCAGGCACUUAA
This is a messenger RNA of Suillus subalutaceus, 273 nucleotides long. RefSeq lists its product as uncharacterized. The record is from RefSeq and is a predicted model, not a curated record. Lineage: Eukaryota; Fungi; Basidiomycota; Agaricomycetes; Boletales; Suillaceae. Bases 1 to 273 code for a protein of 90 amino acids. The transcript has 7 exons.